AUGCAUAUCAAUCGGUGGAAUAUUCUUUUUGUUUUUCUGCUAUUGAGUUUUGCCACCAUACAAUUCGUCAAUGCUGGUAGACAUGGGCAUGGUCACGGACAUCAUGGGCAUGGGAAUGGGCAUCAUGGACAUGGUCAUGGCGGUUCCAAUUAUACUCAAUGCCAUCAAGCUAACCAAUUUUUCAAUCAAUGGUGGCCUCAAUCAGCAGUUGCCAAUGCCUUUCAAACGUUGUGUUAUCGAGUAGGUGCUACACAAGCUUGGACUACUCUUCAAGGACUAUUAGGUGUUGCAGUUACAGGAACAUUGGAUCAAGCAACAUUUCAAGCUCUUUUAAGUAAUAGUAAUCAAGCAUUACUGGCACAACAAUUACUUGCAGGUGUUACAACUCCUUAA
Rotaria sp. Silwood2 is the source of this 393-nucleotide messenger RNA. Lineage: Eukaryota; Metazoa; Rotifera; Eurotatoria; Philodinida; Philodinidae. The record is from the annotation of a GenBank genome assembly.